UCGCUUCGUUAUCACUGUGUUCAUUGCCGUAAAACGUUUUCACGCCCAUCGUCGUUACGCAUACAUACCUACUCGCAUACAGGCGAAAAACCGCAUGGUUGCCCUCAUCCAGGCUGUGAUCGACGUUUCAGUGUUCAGAGCAAUAUGCGUCGUCAUCUAAGAGUUCAU
Radiomyces spectabilis is the source of this 168-nucleotide messenger RNA. RefSeq lists its product as uncharacterized. NCBI's taxonomy places the organism in Eukaryota, Fungi, Mucoromycota, Mucoromycetes, Mucorales, Radiomycetaceae. Gene Ontology annotation, biological process: regulation of transcription by RNA polymerase II. The annotation marks the transcript as partial. Gene Ontology annotation, cellular component: transcription regulator complex; PcG protein complex. The transcript has a single exon. The record is from RefSeq and is a predicted model, not a curated record. Gene Ontology annotation, molecular function: RNA polymerase II cis-regulatory region sequence-specific DNA binding; DNA-binding transcription factor activity, RNA polymerase II-specific.